AUGAGUCGGCCAUCUGCGAAGAACAUUAAGAAUCUAGAUAAUUUGUUUUCUGUAUUUAAAAAAUCCAUACCUGAUUUAUCUCUAGAGUACAACACUUUUCUCCCUCACUUAUAUCCAACAGAGCAAUAUACACAUCGUACCGAAUUUAGGAGUCUCGCAAGACAAUUAAUAAGUACUCAAAUAUUCAGUUAUAACUCUAGGUUGUUUCGACGAUCAAAAUAUGAUGUCAAUGGUUCGGAUUUUAAUUUUAUGUCAAAAUUACCUGGUGGAACCAAUGCAUUCGAUUUAAUUAAUCCUCGGACUUCAAAACAUACUUCACAAGAAAUACUAAUACAGAGAUUUAUAACAGAUAAUAACUUGAAUGGUAUAUCAAAUAUUCCAAUACCUGAAUCAAGAUUACCUAAACGUAUAAGAAGAAAAUUUGAUAGAUUAACCGUAUUAUCAAUAUUGGGAUUAUUGAUUACGAAAGAACCAACUGCAUCAGAGAUCAUCAUAAACGAUCGUGUUCUUCAAUUGAAGGGAAAUUCUAAAUAG
Messenger RNA from Maudiozyma barnettii, 534 nucleotides. RefSeq lists its product as uncharacterized. The transcript has a single exon. NCBI's taxonomy places the organism in Eukaryota, Fungi, Ascomycota, Saccharomycetes, Saccharomycetales, Saccharomycetaceae. The coding region runs from base 1 to 534 and encodes 177 amino acids. The record is from RefSeq and is a predicted model, not a curated record.